GCACACGGCGUGCACACGUCCCCGCACCAGCACACUCUCCCAGGCACACACGCGCACGUAUAUCCACCGCAGCGUGCGCCCUCACGUACACACCACAUACACCACAUGCGCGCACACGCACGCACACACAUAGACGCAUCUGGACACGCACCUGUGUAGACCCCCAAAUGCCCUGCGGGCCCUGACGCCUCCAGCUGCCCUGGCGGCUGGCUGGGCGGCGCGCGCACACCCAGACACACGCGCACACUCCCGCACUGCUCCACGCCCCUGGCCGCGGCCUGGGUGCUGUGCUGCGCGGCGGGCGGUUCGGCGGGCGGUGACCCGGGCGGGGGCGGAGGCGGCGGCUGCGGCGGCGGAGGCUGGAGAGCGGAGGAGGCGGAGCAGGGAACCGGGAGCCUGCUGGCCGGAGCUCCUCCUGCCCGCCGGGGAUUUUCCAGCCUGGGCGCCUUCGCCGCGGACCUCCCUGCGGCCGCCGCGGACCAUGGGCGACAAAGGGACACGGGUGUUCAAGAAGGCGAGCCCAAAUGGAAAGCUCACCGUCUAUCUGGGGAAGCGGGACUUUGUGGACCACAUCGACCUCGUGGACCCUGUGGACGGUGUGGUCCUGGUGGAUCCUGAGUACCUCAAGGAGAGGAAAGUCUAUGUGACACUGACCUGCGCCUUCCGCUACGGCCGGGAGGACCUGGAUGUCCUGGGCCUGACCUUUCGCAAGGACCUGUUUGUGGCCAACGUGCAGUCCUUCCCGCCGGCCCCCGAGGACAAGAAGCCCCUGACGCGGCUGCAGGAGCGCCUCAUCAAGAAGCUGGGCGAGCACGCCUACCCGUUCACCUUUGAGAUCCCUCCGAACCUCCCGUGCUCGGUGACAUUGCAGCCAGGGCCUGAAGACACGGGGAAGGCCUGUGGUGUGGACUAUGAAGUCAAAGCCUUCUGUGCAGAGAACCUGGAGGAGAAGAUCCACAAACGGAAUUCUGUGCGCCUGGUCAUCAGGAAGGUUCAGUAUGCCCCGGAGAGGCCUGGCCCCCAGCCCACAGCCGAGACCACCAGGCAGUUCCUGAUGUCAGACAAGCCGUUGCAUCUUGAGGCCUCCCUGGACAAGGAGAUCUACUACCACGGAGAGCCCAUCAGUGUCAACGUCCAUGUCACCAACAACACCAACAAGACCGUGAAGAAGAUCAAGAUCUCGGUGCGCCAGUAUGCAGACAUCUGCCUUUUCAACACAGCCCAGUACAAGUGCCCCGUGGCCAUGGAAGAGGCCGACGACACGGUGGCCCCCAGCUCCACGUUCUGCAAGGUCUACACGCUGACCCCCUUCCUGGCCAACAACCGGGAGAAGCGCGGCCUCGCCCUGGAUGGGAAGCUCAAGCACGAAGACACGAACCUGGCCUCCAGCACCCUGUUGAGGGAAGGAGCCAACAGAGAGAUCCUGGGCAUCAUCGUUUCCUACAAAGUGAAAGUGAAGCUGGUGGUGUCUCGGGGCGGCCUGUUGGGAGACCUUACAUGCAGUGAUGUGGCCGUGGAACUGCCCUUCACCCUAAUGCACCCCAAGCCCAAAGAGGAACCCCCACAUCGAGAAGUUCCAGAGAACGAGGCACCAGUAGAUACCAAUCUCAUAGAACUUGACACAAACGACGACGACAUUGUGUUUGAGGACUUUGCCCGUCAGAGACUGAAAGGCAUGAAGGACGACAAGGAGGAGGAGGAGGAUGGUACUGGCUCCCCACGGCUCAACGACAGAUAGACUGGGCCGCCCGCCCGGGCUGCUCCGGGUCCUCUCUCCCGCACUCGGCCGCUCAUUUGUCUUCUCCCCGUCCUGGUGCCCCGCCCCCUUCGUUCUUCCAGUUUCUGCCAGGGGGCCCAGUGGUCUUCCAGGCUGUGGUGGUGAGCCUUCAGCCUCAGGGUGGCCCGCAUCCCCAUGCCCGCAGGCCGCCCGCACCACCAUAGCCCUCUCACCGCAGUCAUCUUCCCAUCCCCCUCUUUUCCUGCUGACCCCCAGAGAGGCCUCUGUGGCUCUGGCCUUGGAAUUUGACCUGGGAUGGGGAGCGGGGGGAGCACAGGGCACCGGGCUUGGAAGGGUGGGGGUGCGGGGUCAAGACUGUGAGAGAAUGUCCAGGGCCCCAGGUGGUUAAUAUAGUCUGGCAGCUAAAGGAUGACCAUGUCGAAGGCCACCGUCUUCUGGCCGGGCCGGCAGCCUGUGGAUGGAUUCUCAACGCCUGUUUGCAGCUCUGACCCACUAAACACCUUUUCCCUUCCAUGCCCAUCCCUGCCCGUGUCCCUCUGCGUCUGACAGUGACAUUGGCAUAAACCCCAGGAGUGGAGAAAAGCGACUGGACUUUCUUACCAGCAGUUACCUAGUCUAAGGCAAGCACUGUGGACUAGCCCAAGUGUAUCUCAGUGUUGUCAGGGCGUGGUCUCCUAGCUACUGGCAUCUUACGCAUGCUGUCCUACGAAUACACGUGCGUCGAGAGAGACAGUCAGGAAGGGUCUUCAGAAAGGACCCCCUGCCCCCGCUCCCAGGCAGGAUGAGCUGCAGCUGCAAAGGAGGUGUGCGGAAGGGUGGCUCCGAGAGGUGGGCACAGGGGCUGGAAGGGGAGAGUCUGCCCUGCUCCCUUUCUUUGUGGACUCGUAACCGGUGAGCCCAUGGGAAGCAAGGCUGCAAGUCCAGAGGGAGCUAGGGACACCAGUGUCCUCCUCCCUCCCCUUGCAGUUCUCUGGGGCCAGGCUGGACUGGCUCUGCAGGCUGGGAGCCAGUGCCUGAGGCCACCAUGCCCACAGACAAAAGGGGUCCUUCCUCAGAAGGUGGCAGGGUCCUUUGGGAUACCCUCACCUAAAAGGUAAGGGGCUCCCGGGUAGCAAGGAACCCUUUGUUUCCUUGGGGAGUUGACCCCCUCAGUGGUUCCCAGUGCCAUGGGGACCCCGUACCCAUUGGCUGGUGUUUGCGGUUGACAUCUGGGGUGUUUCCAGGGUAAUAGGGCAGGCAGGGGAUGAGGCAGAAAGUAUCCGAAGGUCUCUGCUGUUGUCUGCUCUCUGCUGUUCACUUACUCUGUGUCCCUGGGCAAGUUCCUUUUCCUUUCUGGGCCUCAGUUUGUCACCUAGAAAACCAAGGGGUUUGACCCGAUGAUCACAAAGGGCCCUCCCAGGUCUGUCCUCCAAGAACUUGUGAACAUUAAAGUUUCUGGCUUAGUGGAUGGA
Molecule: messenger RNA, 3189 nt
Organism: Phyllostomus hastatus (greater spear-nosed bat)
Lineage: Eukaryota; Metazoa; Chordata; Mammalia; Chiroptera; Phyllostomidae
Gene: ARRB1
Product: arrestin beta 1
Exons: 16
Coding region: 482-1738 (418 amino acids)
Biological process (GO): G protein-coupled receptor internalization; signal transduction; visual perception
Molecular function (GO): G protein-coupled receptor binding
Source: RefSeq, a predicted model, not a curated record